Molecule: messenger RNA, 1697 nt
Organism: Nerophis ophidion (straightnose pipefish)
Lineage: Eukaryota; Metazoa; Chordata; Actinopteri; Syngnathiformes; Syngnathidae
Gene: and3
Product: actinodin3
Exons: 5
Coding region: 471-1511 (346 amino acids)
Source: RefSeq, a predicted model, not a curated record
ACAGAAAACUUAUUUUUUCUUCAUCUUUUUCCAUUAUAAUAAAUACAUCUCUGAAAGCGGUCCAGGGAGCCACUAGGGCGGCGCUAAAGAGCCUGGGUUUUAAGGUGUGUUUUUGCCACAUGUCAAAGAAGAACUCAUUAUGUCUUGUGUGGACUUCUCUGCAUGUUUUGGUCUUGGCCGACAUAUUGUGUUGGCGUCAUUCUGCCUCCCAGUUGCACUUUUCCCAGCAGGACCUCCGCGUUAAUGACCUGCUUUCCAUCCCAACCCCCCUUUUUUUUUUUUUUUUAACUGAAGUCUGGAAGAUUUUUGUUUUUAAUUGUCGCCAAAGGGCUCCUGUAUUAAAGUGCGGGAGGCGGGCUGCCGGACUCAGAGGGUCCGAGGAAGGAGGUCUCCUAUUGGACACCCAGAUGACUAUUUAACCCGCCUGGUCCAGAGAGAUGUGAGGACGUCUUCAUGAGAGCAGGGUCCAGAUGAUUUCCACGUUGUGUUUGGUGAGCUGCUUCUCAUGGCUUCCAGGGUUGCUGGAGGCCAAGUCCUUGCUGAGCGCCAUCGAGCAGGAAGACAUGGUUCCUGUCGGCGACGUCGCCAUCGGUCCUGAGAGAGCCAACGACUUCCUGACCCGCUCCAGAGCCAGGAGGAACGCCGACACCCCAUGGUAUCGAGUGAACCCGGACUUCCAGGCCUACUAUCGCUACUACAGCAGCAUCGGGCACACGGAGGGGCUGUACGAGAUCGACAAGCUGAGGAUGUUGUACCAGCAGAUGAGGUACUUGGAGACCACCUACGGCCCCAACGCCUCCUACUUCCAGAACAAGCUGGCGGUCCCGCAGAGAAUGUGCGACCCGGCCACCGACAAGAGGUGCAAGGUGGUCGCCCCCGCGCCUCCCCCCAUGAAGGGAGUCCCCAUCCCCGUGCCCGAGCCCACGGAUCCGCCGGCCACGCUCCCCCAGGUCCCUUUUGUUUCCCAGGCGGACGUCCUGUACCUGUGCAACAGCAAGGACCCCCUGUGCAAUCCCCACAUCGUCUACCUGCCCACCGGCGCCGUGCCCGUCCUCUGCGACCCCCGCUACCACCCCCACUGCACUCCCCAGAAGGCGCCGCCCGCCCCCGCCGUGGCAGAGCCGCAGCCGUCGCCCCCGCUACCCCCGAAGAAGUCGGUCCCUCCCCCGCUCAUGCCCAUCCUCGUCAAGAAGUCCCCACCGCCCACCCCCGUCCGCAUUUUCAAAGGCAUGGAGUACGACUGCGACCCCUACUGGGACCCCGACUGCCUCAUUGACCACCCGCCCAGGCCCAUAAAGGGGCAGAUUGUGGGCCCACCACCACCACCUCCUCCUCCUCCUGUGGAGGAAGAGAGGGAGGAGGAGGAGCCAGCACCCCCUAGUCUCCCCAUGCAGAAGAAAGCCUUCCCCUACUACAUCCCCUCUGUACCCUACAACCCCCGCGAUGACUUGUACGACCCGACCCGCUUCCAGUACCCUCAACCAGAACCGCCUGCUGACGAGACCCAAUAGGGACCGUCUUUAAAACCAGUUUGAACACGUUGCACAGAGAUGUCCUUGAACGCAUCCUAAAGCUUUAAAAUAUACGGAAAAGUCCAAAAGCAUCGGCAUUAAUCAUGUAUUAUUAUUUCAUUUUUUCAUAUUCCAUCUCACACCUAAGAAAGAUGUUUCAAGUCCAAAAUAAACGUUGGAAAAUAA